AUGCACACUCCAGAAAAGCGCCGCGGCGGCAGCCAUGUCCUGCGCACCGGUUCCAGACACAGCCAUGCAACACCAUCCACAGCGAAUGCCACGACAAACAGCAACAGCAACAACAACAGCAGCGGCAGCAUGCCCGCGAUGCCUCCCCGCGCCGCAAUGGUCAACAACAACGCAUCCGUACCCGAAGACGCCCACGAAACCACAAGCACAACGUCCAGCGGCGGCGGCGGCGCAUCCCUUACCGACAAGGACAAGGAGGGCGGUUCCGGUCCCGCGCGCUCAGUAUCAGUCCGGUAUAACAACUCGUCCAAGGAGAAGCAAAAGGACCGUGACGCGGCAGUCAUGCGGGAAAAGGACGAACGCAUCGCAUAUCUCGAGAAAGAGAUGGAUAUCAUGGAGCGGGAGUUUCAGCGCGAACUGGAUAAACUGAGUCAGAAUGAGAGCGAGACAGCUACAUUUUGGCAAGCGAAGCACAGUGCCUUGAACCAGCAGUACCUGCGGACGGAUACGGAGUUGCGGCUGCUGAGGGCGGAGGUUGAUGUGCGGGAGGCGGAGAGGGAGGAGCUGCGGCAGGGGUGGGAGGUGUUGAGGAGGGAGUUGAAGGAGCGGGAUGAUGAGAUUAGGGGGUUGAGGGGCCAGAUAAGGGGGUUGAAGGAGUUUGUGAGUACGAGUACGAGGACGGAUGGGCAGACGAGUGAUGAGGUUUUUGGGGAUGGGAUGGCGAGGUUGGGGAAUGGGUUGCAGAAUUGGGUUAUUACGAAUUUUCGGAGGGCAAAGCUGGUCGACUUUGUGACAGUAGACGAGGCAACGCUCGCGGAACUGGGUGAACUGGUCCCCAUGUACGAGGAACUUGCGCAGACGGCCAAGGUACACUUGUUGCAGUCGAUUGUGUCCAAGGUCCUAGUGGAAAUGGUGUUUGAUGCCUACUUUGUAGGUCUGUCGGAUGGCCAGACGCGGGACUUUCGACAAAUGGAGGAGCUUCUAUCCUCCUUUGCGGCCACAGACGAAUCCAUAAACCAAUGGCGCGCAUCCACACUCGCCCUUAUACGCCGCGACGCUCCUCAACUCCUCCAAACCUCUACGACAGGAUACGUCGAACAAGUGAUUUCUCGAACAAACCGGAUUCUGGACUCCAUCACCGACAGCAGCACCGCAUCGUCGACUUCACGCUCGGAGGCACGAGACUCGGCGCUCCGCGUCCUGGUCAACAACUCGGUCGAGCUGGCGCGGCUGCUGGUCGCGCAAAAGGCCGUGUUGAGGGUGUACAUGCCACAGGUGCUGCCGCAUCAGCAGGUCAUGUUUGAGGCGGAGACGAUGGAGGAUGUGGGCGGGGAGGACGAGGAGGCUCUCGCGAGGAGGGAGAUUUGGUGUGUUGUGUUCCCGGGGGUGAUUAAGCAUGGGGAUGAGAAUGGGGGCCAGAUGCAGUUUCGGAAUGUCAUUGCUAAGGCGAGGGUUCUUUGUAGUCCUGAGGAUUGA
Pochonia chlamydosporia 170 is the source of this 1476-nucleotide messenger RNA. RefSeq lists its product as hypothetical. The coding region runs from base 1 to 1476 and encodes 491 amino acids. The record is from RefSeq and is a predicted model, not a curated record. The transcript is spliced from 3 exons. NCBI's taxonomy places the organism in Eukaryota, Fungi, Ascomycota, Sordariomycetes, Hypocreales, Clavicipitaceae.